This is a messenger RNA of Grammomys surdaster, 1330 nucleotides long. It is a transcript of the gene Sertad3, whose product is annotated as SERTA domain containing 3. Gene Ontology annotation, biological process: positive regulation of DNA-templated transcription. The transcript has 2 exons. Gene Ontology annotation, cellular component: nucleus. Bases 92 to 688 code for a protein of 198 amino acids. NCBI's taxonomy places the organism in Eukaryota, Metazoa, Chordata, Mammalia, Rodentia, Muridae. The record is from RefSeq and is a predicted model, not a curated record.
GGAAAGUGAGCCGGACUCCUACCCAGCCCUGGUGGGACGCAACGCUGCAGGUUUGUCGGAGGUAGUCGUGGCGACCCUGGUAGCCGAGGACAUGGGAGGCUUAAAGAGGAAACAUUCUGAUUUGGAAGAGGAAGAAGAAGAGGCUGAGAAGUGGGACUGGAGUCCAACAGCUCUUUGGAGCUACCAGCAAGCCCUGCUCCGAAUCUCUCUGGACAAAGUCCAGCACAGCCUGGGCCCCAGAGCACCCAGCCUCCGUAGGCACGUCCUUAUCCACAACACACUCCAGCAGCUCCAGGCUGCCAUCCGCCUGGCUCCUGCACCAGCCCUGCCCCCAGAGCCUCUCUUCCUAGGUGAAGACGAUUUCUCCCUGUCUACCACCAUUGGCUCUAUCCUCAGGGAGCUGGAUACAUCCAUGGAUGAGAUGGAGCCGCCACUGAAUCCAACAGCUUCCUCAAAUCCCCAGAGUGAGAUCAUGUCCCAGGCUGAUCCUGUGUUCUUAGAAGCUCUGAGCUCCCGGUAUCUGGGAGACUCUGGCCUGGAUGACUUCUUUCUGGACAUUGAUACAUCUGCCGUGGAAAAGGACACUGCGCUUCCACCACCAGAGCCACCUCACAGCCUCUUCUGUACCCCGGGAUCCUGGGAGUGGAAUGAAUUGGACCACAUCAUGGAAAUCAUCCUGGGAUCCUAAAACGGAUGGGAUCCUUCCAGACAUCAGCCUCAGUGCGCUGAGUCCUUAGAUGGGACUCUCGUAUGUGUGUUUGGCAGAGGCUCUAAACAGUGACCGUGUGGCCUCCUUUCCUCUUUAUGUCAGGAUUUCACAAACUGUCCUGCAUGUGUACGCGUCUGGAUACCACAGCCUUCUGUGAAGGCGUGUCUUCCUGAAUUAAUUUAUCUCUUCCAAAUGCCUUAAGGAGACUCUUGUUUCAGGGAGUCUUGAUUCCUCACUUACACAUUUCUUCUGCCUCCAGUUCCCACUGCUCUUAUGACCACUAGGGUCUCAGAGAAGAUAAAACUGGACCUGUCGAAGAGUGAUGGGUGGGCUGCCUCUCCAGGGAGGGGGAGGGGCUGGUCUCCUCCAGGCAGGCUCAACCUCUUGGCAGGACCCCAGUCCCAGCAGCCUCCUGAUUCAUAACCAGGCCGGACCAUGUGCAAUAGGGCAGAAAUCUACCAGCUCCAUGCCAUGCUACUUAAGAAGAAAGAGAAGGUGGGGUUUGUGGUGGCAUUUGUUUGUUUGUCUGUUUUGAUUAUUUUUUUGAGUGAAGUUUUCUUUGUUGUUGUUCUUGGUUUUUGUUUUUCUAAUAAAAGCAUUGUGGAAAGAUUGGAAUUGUAA